Messenger RNA from Rhizopus microsporus ATCC 52813, 1460 nucleotides. RefSeq lists its product as uncharacterized. The coding region runs from base 54 to 1181 and encodes 375 amino acids. Gene Ontology annotation, molecular function: oxidoreductase activity. The transcript has 4 exons. NCBI's taxonomy places the organism in Eukaryota, Fungi, Mucoromycota, Mucoromycetes, Mucorales, Rhizopodaceae. The record is from RefSeq and is a predicted model, not a curated record.
UUGAAAGGAUAAUAAUACAUAUCUCCCCUUUUUCUCCUAUUUAAUAAUUGUAAAUGAACUAUUAUUUCCAACCAGUCUUUAGACUUUAUUCUCAUCUAAGCAAUGUUCGCUUGGUAUCAACAGCGACUAUUUUAUCAGCGUUAACUUAUCUGAUUGUUGUACGACGCUUGCGAUACAAAAAUUUAAACCUCAUACGUAAAAGAUAUCCCAACCCAGAUCAAGUCUUAACGGACUCUGCUGCAGCUCAGUUUAUAUACACAAUCACAGCAUGUAAAGAGUUUCCUUAUCUUUUUGAAAAGGCAUUAGAAUUAGCCUUAUUCAAGACUUACACAGUUCCCUCUAUUUCAAAGCUUUUAGUAGCUACCAAGCAAUUCUCUCAGGAUGCAGGACGCCGAGCCGAAGAUACGGCACUUUUACUUGCUGAAGUUGUCAAUGCAUUUGGCCGAAUUGAUGCAAAGCUUGCCGUGUGUCCAGAUAUUUCUCGCUCAGAGAUCCAAAGGCAAUGGGAUCGCGCCAAAGAGGCCAUCGAUCGUAUUAAUGAAAUACAUGGCAGGUACAACAUCUCAAACGGGGACUAUCUUUAUACUCUUGCUCUAUUUAUUGUGGAGCCCAUCAAGUGGAUCAACACGUAUGAAUGGCGAAAGUUGGACGAAAGGGAGAUCAAUGCUAUCUUUAAAGUGUGGUAUGAUGUGGGCGUGUCGAUGAACAUUAAGGAUAUUCCUAGUAAUUUUAAGGAUAUGCAGAGCUUCUAUGAGCAUUAUGCAGAAGAAAAUGUACGCAAUGCUUCUACCAAUUGGGCAGUUGCUGUCCCAACGCUCCAAUAUCUCUUAAAUAGCCUUCCGACAUGUAUAGCAAACAAACUAUUCAAAGGGGUCAUCUGUCUCUUACCCUCCGUGCUUCAUCCUCGUGAUGCUGCUGCUUUAAACCUACCGGCUGAGAACAAGACAUGCACUCGUAUCUUGGAAGCUUCACUUUUUACUCGCGCGUUUUUUAUACGUCACUGCAUGCUCCCACGCCAAAGACUUGUUCUUCGUACUUCCUUUGAUGUCAAUCAAGAAGGAAAGAACGUACCUGGAUAUUUUGCAAAUGGCGUUUAUAUCUAUAAAAAAGGAUACAGAAUUUCUGAGCUUGGACCAUCUGAUCAUAACAGAGGAGCAUCUGGUCGUUGUCCAUUUUCUUGAAUUGUUCUUUAAAGCACCCACGAUUAUUUUUUGUUUAUUCUACCAUAUUCGAUUUAUAUAAAGCUAUUAAUACUAGUUGAAUAUCAAUAAAUAUAUGUGCAAGGUAUGGUUAUGUAUUCUUUAAACAGAAAGCAGUACGGCCAGUGUAGUAUACAAUAAUAAAAUGCUCAAUUGAGAACGAGUUUCCGUCUGUAAGCUAUAAAAAUUGAAACAAUGAAAAUCUGCUAGCUGUCUUGAUCAAAUAGGGAACGUAAUGCAUCACAGUAAUGAUUAAUGUUG